This is a messenger RNA of Hymenoscyphus albidus, 2099 nucleotides long. NCBI's taxonomy places the organism in Eukaryota, Fungi, Ascomycota, Leotiomycetes, Helotiales, Helotiaceae. The record is from the annotation of a GenBank genome assembly.
GGGUGGCUCGGUAUGGCCCACACCGUCUACGGGUGACUGGGAAGGUGGGAUGAGCAAAGGCGAGGGGUCUUCUCAAGUACUCGUACAUGCGAAUUGCGGCAUUGACAUUAUUGCUUCUCAUUACUAUUAUUAUCACCACCUGCACCAUUUCUCUGUCUCCAGCUCGUUCAACCUACAGAAAAGGGCACGAGGUCUCCAUAGAAAAGAGCACUGCAGAGCUACCUCGCGAUAGUUGCAUCGCUACUAGCCCGUUCCUAGAAGAAACACUUCGCCCAAGGUUUGCUGGAGAAGAAGCAUGGCUGCUCCGCGCAAUCGUAUCAUUAUUGAUACAGAUCCCGGUAAGCUUUUCUGCGUACAUCUAUAUUUGUCUUCCUAACAUCCAACUAGGUGUGGAUGAUGUUCUUGCUCUGCUGCUGGCGCUAGCUGCAAACCCGGAUGAGAUUGAGCUCCUUCUCAUAUCUGUCACGUACGGAAACGUUGAAGCCCAGAGGUAUGCUUCAAAUCAUAGUCGACAGCGCUCUCGCUAACUUCAACUCCCAGUUGUCUACGCAAUGUGGUCGCCUUGUUCCAUAUUAUUGAGAAAGAGAUGGAUUGGCGAAGAGCUCGUGGCCAGGCCGAGGGUUUUGAAGCCAUGACAAGCUCUAAGCCUUUGGUUGCGGUUGGUGCGGACCAUCCCUUAGAAGAUGAGCUGCUCAUGGCUGACUAUUUCCGUAAGAGCUUCUCCCUUUCUUUUCCUGUGGAGUUUGCUAAAUAUCACAAUAGACGGCAUGGACGGUCUCGCGGGUGUCACCACUUCUGUAAGUUUCUUUUCACUGAUUUAUGAUUAUAUUCCCUCCCUCCAAAAACAACCAAUAAGACUUCUGUUACCCUGGGAUCAGUAUCCUGGUUGAGAUGGGGAUAUUGGAUGUUGUAGAAGCAUUUUCUUUGACAUGACGAACUAUUGGUUGGAGUCUGCGAGCCAUAUUUCGACUCCACCUUUCACUAUUUGCCUAUUCUUCAUGAGCUUCAGCAUAUUAAUCCUCCAAUCACACAAACUAUGCGGCUUACAAUAUAUCAAUCUGAGAUGUCCCGCUGACAAAAAGUAGCAUCCUCAUUUAUCCCCAGCUGAGACCUGGAAAACAUUGUUUGAGCCUCCCAAGCAAGGAGCGACCGCAGAGGAAAUUGCCGAAGCUCAUCAAUUGGCCUCUCCAUCUAAGUCUUUCCGCGCUUCCCAUGUCCCCGCUCACAAGGAAAUUUUGCGGUUGCUUCGGGAAAACCCCAAAGAUACUAUCACGAUUGUUGCCAUCGGACCCCUGACCAAUCUGGCACUUGCAGCCGCGGAAGACCCAGAGACAUUUCUGAAAGUAAAGGAGGUUGUCGUAAUGGGAGGAGCAAUCGACGUGGAAGGCAACGUUACUCCAGUCGCUGAAUUCAACACGUACGCUGAUGCAGUUGCUACUGCUCGUGUUUUUGCCUUGACUUCUCCAACUCCAUCCUCAACCAUGCCUCCACUUCCGCCAAACAAGACCACCCUCCCUGCGUAUCCAAAGGGACUUUCGCGCACUUUAAAUCUCACGCUAUUCCCCCUAGAUAUCACAUCUCCACAUCUCCUUUACCGAGACCAUUUUAAAACCAAAAUCAGUCCUCUACUUGCUGCUGGAAGUCCUUUGGCUGAGUGGACCUCGGUUUUUGUCAACAAAACCCUUGAAAAGAUCGAGUCUCUCACAAGAAAGCAGGCUAAUCCGGGUCUGGAGAUGCACGAUCCAUUAUGCGUAUGGUAUAUGAUCUCACGCUCGGCUCCCUCUUGGAUUUUGUCCCCCAAAUCUCCAGAAGACAUUCGUGUCGAGACUUCUGGUCAGUGGACCAGAGGUAUGCAUGUCAUUGAUCGUCGCAACCGAAAGAAGGAAGGAGUGCAGCAAGUCAGCAGUCCAGGAGCUGUGGAAAUUAAUGAUCCCAUAGGAAGUUUGAUUGUUGGUGCUGCUGAGGAAACCCAGGGAGAUCCUGUUGGAGAUAAUGGAAGCUGGCUUCAAGCCGACAGAGGCAACCGGGUAAAUAGAAUGGUAGGAAGCCCAGGAGAAGACCAAUUUGCACCAUAUCUUUUAGACCGAAUUUUUGGUUAA